Molecule: messenger RNA, 1586 nt
Organism: Asparagus officinalis (garden asparagus)
Lineage: Eukaryota; Viridiplantae; Streptophyta; Magnoliopsida; Asparagales; Asparagaceae
Exons: 9
Coding region: 231-1169 (312 amino acids)
Source: RefSeq, a predicted model, not a curated record
CCCCUAAAAAUUAUCCUACUUCCCACAAAAUUACGCCACCGAAUGCUUACCCUGGAACCAGCGGGCAUCUCUCUCCUCCCUCUCUCUCAUCGGACCUGCUAUCUUCAACGGCGUGCGGUGGGGAGCUGCGUGGCGAGCGGGCGGUUGACGUCAAGCUCUUCAACGGUUGGACCUUCGACUAUGUCAAUCAAUAUCCCUCUUCGUUAACGACAAGGCUUUUCUCUGUGGCCAUGGAAUCAAACUCGGAGAUCAUUGGCACGAAUCUCGACGAAAAGCUGAAAUCUUUACUCUCUCAUCUACAAACAGAGUCAGGAAUCCUCGACAGGCUCGUCUACAAGAACAAGAACCAGCACCGAAGAUGCCCGUACUUCCAAGCCCUUCAAAAGGUUAGAAGAGAUGCGAGGUUACUGAACGCAGCAGGAUUGGAAGAGAUUUUGAGCGUUUUGUUUCCGAUUAUUGAUGGGAAGAAACCAGCUCAGAGAGCUUUUCUCCCAAAGAAGCAAAAGAAAAAUCAUCCUAUUGCAAAGCAUAACUACCAGGAGCGACUAUUGGGUAUUGCACGAUUACUAUCACAGAUGACCGAACCAAUCCUGAAAGCAGCAAUUCAGAUAUCUUUCUUGCUUGCAAAAUCAUUCUUUACGGGAUUUUCACUAACAACGUUGGCCUUGCUUUCACGCCUUCGAGUUUUGGUUCAACAAAUUUUACUUGAUGUAGUUGUGGUAUUCAACAAAGUCUCAUCUCUCUCUCAGCAGAAGCAUACAGUACAGCUGACUCAGGGAUUUAUUGAGACUUAUAGAGAGUACUAUCCUUCCAGUGGAGAGGUUCUUAUAUUGGAAUGUGUCUGGAAAAAGGACAAGUUCGUGUUGCUUGAAAGAACAAAUGACAACAGUACACAAAACCAACAGGCGGAUCUAGGAGCGCUUCCUUUGGAGACAUCAAUAAAGUACGAAACUGUACCAUUUUUCAGUGAAGUUAUAUCCACUGAGCAUGAACAAGAUCCAGUGACACAAAAUUGCUCGCCAUCCAUGGAGAAUUUCCCCAUUGAAUCUCAACCUGCAACAAUUUCAUCUAAAGAUCAACCUGUUACUAAUAGUGAAAACAGGCAUGCCAUGGAUGUUGAAGUUUUCAUUCAAGGAGCCUCCGUUUGUGAGCGAGUUACCUCUAAGUAGCAUUCGAAGUGGGAAUCAAUCAACUCGUGCUCAAAACAAGUGAGCUGGACACUGGACAUUAACCUAAAAUCUGAGCUUCUUUUUGGGAUAGUAGUGGUGAUAGAUACUGCAGUCUAAGCGUUUUUCGCGCAAGUGAAGUAUCCAUUUCUUUCCUUUCAGAUAUCUUGGUGGAUAACUGUCUUUUUUUCUGUUCUCAAGUUCUACAUUGCUUUAUUUUUUAUUUAACUUCCCCGGUGACAAGCUUAUGAGAUGAGAUGUGUAAGCCUUAUUGAGGUACUGUCCUUUUGAAUAUACAGUGUACGUAGAGUUUAAAAAUUUGCAUAGAUACUUGACUCGUACGUGGUUGUAUGUAUAAACAUAAUCUACAAGUUACUUUUGUUUGCAGCGCAUGAUAAUUUAGUGCAAUUUCCAUGUUAA